Dryobates pubescens (Downy woodpecker) is the source of this 7244-nucleotide messenger RNA. It is a transcript of the gene KCNA4, whose product is annotated as potassium voltage-gated channel subfamily A member 4. The record is from RefSeq and is a predicted model, not a curated record. Gene Ontology annotation, molecular function: protein binding; delayed rectifier potassium channel activity; potassium ion binding. Gene Ontology annotation, cellular component: voltage-gated potassium channel complex; membrane. Gene Ontology annotation, biological process: protein homooligomerization; potassium ion transmembrane transport. Bases 1485 to 3473 code for a protein of 662 amino acids. Lineage: Eukaryota; Metazoa; Chordata; Aves; Piciformes; Picidae. The transcript has 2 exons.
GCAGAGCGAGCGGGCCGGCUGCUGGUGCACCCCUGCGGCGCGGCCACCGGCUGCCGCCGUUCCUAGCCGCAGCCGGCCACAGCCGGGCAGUGAAAGCCUUGCGGCUGAGAGCUGCUGUCUCCUCUUGGUGGGGUUUUUGAUUUGUUUUGUUUUGGUCUUGGUUCGGAGUUUUUUGUAAGCAUUUACCAAAAAGCGGCACAACAAGUGGAUGGUGCCGGCGGAUGCUGGCUGAGCCGCUGCCGUUCGGCCGUGCCUGGGGAAGAAGCUGCAAGAAGCGACAGCCGUCCUGCCCUCUGUGGGAGCGGGCUCGCUACGCGGAUUAUUUCACGUCGAUUUACAAAUCUCCUGCGAAAACUGGGCUUGGAAAGACUAGUGACCACGCUGAUCCAUUCAUUCCAUCUCUCACACACACAAACACGCCGCCUUCAUUUUUUUCCCCUUCGGAGCAGGACUCUCGCUUGUUGCCUUUCGCCAAUGCCCGGGCGAGCAGCGGUGCCAGUGCCUGUGGCUGUGCAGAGCCGCCUCGCCCGCGCACUCCCGGCGCUCUUGUUGCACCCGGGCAGGAGGGAGAGAAAGAACUCGUCAACCUGUGGUGCCGACUGACCGCACACACCUGCAAAUGCAGAGCGGCUGGCAUAGCCCCCUCCUCAGGACUGCUGUCACCAGAUCCUUACAUUAGCAAGAGCGGCUUUGCUGUUUCUCUGCCUGGGAACUGUUAAGUGCUUCUUCUGCAUGACCAUAACCAAAGGGUGACCCAUCCACUCCCUUAUGUCCUAUGGGGACCUCAGAGCCAGCUUCUCAGUCUUCAUCUCCUCCUCCUCCUCCUCCUCCUCCUCUUACCACUGCUGCUGACACCUUGGGUGCUGCUCCCAGGUUUGAGACGUUGUUGACAGGCUGAAGAAAGGAUUUGCAGAGACCUCCUCACUGUGUAAAUAAAGUGAUGGCUGGAAUUAAUGUCAACUUCCCAAGUAAUGACAUUAAACAAUAAGAUUGCUAGACCAAAGCUUUACCAGGAACAAAUUAUGAGGAAAAAGACUAUUUGCAUUUGGUUGCAAUGAUGAACUAAAACCAUCUGUGGAGAGCAGGUACCCUCUGGUUUGCAUAUUUUUUUCCGUCUUGAAUGCAGUCUUUGAAGCCUAUAAGGUAGCUAUGAUUCUGGCUCUGUGAUAGCCACAGGAGAUAAAUGAAAAUAAAAGGGUUUGGUGGAUGAAAGAACAAGGCCUCAGCUGUCCCCUGGUUCAAUUCAAGAGCUUCAUCUUUUCUUAUUACAAACCAGUAGUUUGUGUCAAAUGUUCUGGACAACAAGAAAAUGCAGGUCUGUGGUUCUCCAAAUUAUCAAUUCAGUGUUACAGCUGUGUUGUCCUGCUCUAUGUCCAGCUCAAAUGGCUUUGAGCUUUCUAGCAAAAGUUAAGGUUACACUGUAAAUAAAACAAAAUCGUUUUGCAUUAAGUGAUUAAAAAAAGAAAAAGGCAAGCAGUUGCAAAAUGGAGGUUGCAAUGGUGAGUGCAGAUAGCUCUGGGUGCAACAGCCACAUGCCCUAUGGAUAUGCAGUCCAAGCUCGGGCCCGAGAGAGAGAGCGGCUGGCACAGUCAAGAGCCGCAGCAGCUGCGGCUGUAGCAGCAGCAACAGCAGCAGUGGAAGGUGGGGCAACAGGUGGAGGUGGACCAUAUCACCACUAUCAUCAGGAAGAGAGUCGAGGUGCAUCCUCCUCUCAUGGUGGGAAUGCAUCCCGUGGCAGCAUGCCCCACCGGCAGAGCGGUAAGAGGCGGAAGAAAGGGAAGAAGAGGAGCCACCAUUUAGGAAGUAGGGAGUGUGGGGCCUCCUUCCCCUGUUCUGAGCUGCUGCCUCUCAGUGGUUCUGAAGAGAGAAUACUGAAGGACUUAAGUGAGGAGGAAGAGGAGGAUGAAGAUGAGGAUGAAGACGAUGAGGAAGAAGGAAAGCUCUACUACAGUGAUGACUAUGGGGAGGAUGAGCUUUCAUACUUGGACCAGCCACCUGAUGAUGGUGGAGGCCCUGGGGGUUACAGCUCUGUCCGCUACAGUGAGUACGAGUGUUGUGAGCGUGUGGUAAUCAACGUGUCAGGACUGCGGUUUGAGACCCAGCUGAAGACAUUAGCUCAGUUCCCAGAGACAUUGUUGGGUGAUCCUGCGAAGCGAGGGAGAUACUUUGACCCUCUCAGGAAUGAAUACUUCUUUGAUAGGAACCGGCCCAGCUUUGAUGCCAUCCUGUACUACUACCAGAGUGGUGGUCGGCUGAAGAGGCCAGUCAAUGUACCCUUUGACAUCUUCUCUGAGGAGGUGAAAUUCUACCAACUUGGGGAAGAGGCCAUGCUCAAGUUUAGGGAGGAUGAAGGGUUUGUCAAAGAGGAAGAAGAGAAACUUUUGCCAGAGAACGAAUUUAAGAAGCAGGUUUGGCUGCUGUUUGAAUACCCGGAGAGCUCCACUCCAGCCAGAGGCAUUGCUAUUGUCUCUGUCUUGGUCAUCUUGAUCUCCAUCGUCAUCUUUUGUCUGGAGACUUUGCCAGAGUUCAGAGAUGACAAAGAAUUCCUUGUGUCCCUGAGCCUAGGGAAGGGGCUUUCCAAUGAGUCACUUCACCUGUAUGCUGGGGAACACACCAUCUUCAAUGACCCGUUUUUCAUUGUAGAGACAGUGUGCAUCAUUUGGUUCUCCUUUGAGUUUACAGUGCGCUGCUUUGCAUGUCCAAGCAAAGCACAGUUCAUCAAGAACGUCAUGAACAUCAUAGACAUUGUUUCCAUCUUGCCUUACUUCAUUACACUGGGCACUGACUUGGCGCAGGAGCAGGGCAGUAACGGUCAACAGGCCAUGUCUUUUGCCAUCCUGAGGAUCAUCCGUCUGGUCAGGGUGUUUCGCAUCUUCAAGCUCUCCAGGCACUCCAAGGGUUUGCAGAUCCUGGGUCACACGCUCAGGGCCAGCAUGAGGGAACUCGGCCUCCUCAUCUUUUUUCUUUUUAUUGGAGUAAUUUUGUUUUCCAGUGCUGUUUACUUUGCAGAAGCUGAUGAGCCUGCCACCCAUUUUCAAAGCAUCCCAGAUGCCUUUUGGUGGGCUGUAGUGACCAUGACUACAGUUGGUUAUGGGGAUAUGAAACCCAUAACCGUGGGGGGGAAAAUAGUUGGGUCCCUGUGUGCCAUUGCGGGAGUGUUAACCAUUGCUUUACCAGUGCCAGUGAUUGUCUCCAAUUUUAACUAUUUCUACCACAGAGAGACUGAGAAUGAAGAACAAACGCAGCUGAUGCAAAACGCAGUCAGUUGCCCUUACCUCCCAACAAAUUUACUGAAGAAAUUUAGAAGCUCAUCAUCUUCAUCCACAGAGGAUAAAUCGGAGUAUUUGGAAAUGGAAGAAGGAGUUAAAGAAUCUCUUUGUGUAAAGGAGAAAAAAAGUCAGGACACGGGGAAUAGCAGUGAGUCAGAGAAGAAAAACUGUGUAAAUUCAAAUUCUGUGGAAACUGAUGUGUAAUUUUGAACGUUUCCAAAUAUAUUUAUGCAUUAAAGAGUGCAGUGAAAAUAAUGAAAUAUGCAAUCAAGAGUCCACAGCAUACGGUAGUAUGCCAUUUAAUGGUUAAAUACAAAUAAAAAGCAUUGCUAAACUUGUAUUACAUAUCAAGUAAAUGGUAUAACUCGAGGAAGGGAUUGCUAGAUCUGAUGUAACUUCAGACUGUAUAUUUUUAUUAGAAUGCAAGUGUUUUUGCACAUGAGGCUGAAAAACUCAUUAAAACCAAGUCAGUUUUAAAGUGGGUGCAUGAACUGUCGACAUCACUAAUAACAGCUCUGUGGUAAAAGUUGGCAUUCAGAGGUAUUUACUAUGUAAGAAGCAAUGAAGUUUGGUAGUCAUUUAUCUGUUGAUCAGUGCUUUAAUAGCAGCUACCAUAAAUCAUUGGAUACCAUAGUCAUUGUUUUUUUUCCAAAUGGUAAAUUUAUUGUAAAAAAGAUACUCUACAGAAGAUAGAUUCUAAUUUUUUUUUUUUUCCUUGAAAUCUAUAAUGCUUGUUUUUAACUGGAAAUUUACUUGGAAAAAGGCUGCUGACCCUCCAGAAAUUGUUUAUUUUUAUAACUCUCUUUGGAGGCAUUGCAGCAUUCGUUGUCUAAUAAUGAAAGAAAUGAAGUGAGAGUAUCAUUUAACCUGGUCUGACUGCAAAGGCAAAAUGACUGGAAUGCUUUUUUGCACUACUUUAUAUGCUGGAGAUACAUUGAAAGAGACUUCAUACUGUGAAUGUUUACUAAUGUAAUAGUUCAAUGACAAUCAUUGGAGGAGUGAAUUCUGCAUCAUAUUUUAUUGUUCCUUUUUUUUUUUUUCUUUAUGUGAUGCUGAUGGUGAAACAGCUAACAUUACAUUAAUUCCAUACUCUUUUUAAUUAUGAAUAUCUGUGAACUGAAAAAGGAUUGUGAAGUAAAAUUUUAUAAUCAAAAUUAUUUGAAAUCAGUGUUUUCUACUGAUGCCCUCAAGAAAUACCAACCUAAUUUAUGUCUUUUUCCUGGUUAAUUUAACAUUCAGAGUCUAUGAUUAGAAUGUGCACUUCGUCAGUGUUGAAGAAAUUCAGUGUAUGGGAGGAGAGGUAGAACUAAUAAGAUACUCAGUGUUACAGUACUGACAGUUGAGAAUUGCUAACUUUUAGCAUACUAUUAUUGGUGCUGCAUUUUCCCUUAAUUACAGCUUUCACCCAUGUGUAUUUGAAGCAACAUUUAAGAUCCAAAAUAGGCAUUCUGGGAUUCUAAAUGAACAUGUUGGGUCCCAUGCAGUCCUUGAGAAAACAUUCCGUGAUUUCUUUUCACUGAUUCUUAGGCCAGCUGUAUUUUACUGUGUGUCAAAAACUUCCAUUGCCCUUCCUAGGAGAUUAAGGUAGGUAAAGAUUAUCUGGCCUAUAGUGCAUUCCAGACUCCAGAAUGAAGUAGGUAAGAUACUGCUGCAUAUAACAUAAAUAAUAGAUUGAUAACAGCAUGUUUCCAGGCCUACAGUCACCUAGGGAAGGCACAGUUAAACUGGAACUGUUUUUGAAGAGGCACUGUGGAACAUUCCAGAUGAUAAAACUUGAACCAAAUUGGCAUAUGCACUUUAAGGGCUGGGACAGGCCAUUAUGAGACAAAGGGGCUUACCAAGACUACUGAAUUACAGUAGGCUUGCAGUAUUAAUUUAAAGCUGAAUAGAGGAUUUGCAUGGGGAGAGAACUAGUUAGGGAUUGAUUUAGUUCUGGAGCUGAAAAGCAAUGGUAAAAGCAAUCCAAACUGAGCACCCAUGGUAUUAUACAUAAUAAUAUUACCAGACAGAGCGGUACCAACCAGAACACAGACAUUUAUUUUUCUUUAAUAGUUAGUUUUUGCUUUCAUGGGUUUUCUGUGAACCACCUCUUUGAAAAGUUUCUCUGCUUGUCCUCUUUUGCAUUGCAGAACUAAUAAAACCGAAGAGACACACAAGGCUGUAUUAUGCUGAGCGAGACCUGGUUCAAAAUUUGUGUUUUGAUGUCUGAUUCCUAAUCCAAAAUCACAGAGCAGGCUUCACUGUCUUUUUUGAUGAGAAGCAUUAAACAGAGCUCCUUUUUAGUGUGGUGGUAUUAAUUCCAACUAUGUUUGAAUGAAACAACGUGGUAAUUUCUAUGGGGACAGUAUCAGCAGUGCAGAUGAGCAUUCUGUGAAAUCUGUUAAAAGUCUGUAACUGAAAGUGUUUCUUUAACAACUAGUUAAUGGUGUAAAGGGUGUAAAGAGUGUAAGAGUUCUCUUGUAAGCUAGCUUGUUAGUAGUUCUGUAUAAUAUCAGAGACCAUAUAACGCCAGGAACCAUGGCAAGAAUAUAAGAGUGAAAGAAAUCCUAACUAGGUAAAUAAAGAACUUAGAGGAAAUAAUUAGUAUGUGUUUGCAGUAUUGACUGGUUGAAAGGGAAAGUGGUUUGUUAAGAGGUGGAAUUUUAGAUCUCUAAUGGAAAUAAGGAGCAAAAUUCAUUGAGUAACUCUUAGAAUAUGUUCACACUGUGAACAUGGAGCUCAGCAUGAGGUAACUGCUUCUGUAGUUACCCAGCUUCUCCAGCAAGUCGUUCAGCUAUUCUGCUACCAGUACACAACCUUCUAAUUUAGAACAAGCUUGGUAAUGUCUACAUUAUGCUGUGCUCAUAGCAGUAUCUCACUCUCUAAAGAAAAAAGUCUUACUGUAAAACCUUGUAGCAGUUGGCAGAGCAACGUUUUAGGAGUGUCAGCACUACAUACUGCAGUACUGCAUAUCCUAAGGUUACAGUGGAGCCUGUUCUGCCUCCUGCAGUAAAUAAACCUAUGUACUUCAUCAUUAUAAAUUAGAACUACUGUAGCUUAAUGUCAGAUCAUGCUAUCAGGUUGUUGGCAGAACAUUCUUAAUCCCAGAAAGAACUAUGCAUUCCAGAAUGGAAGCAAAUACCUUUACUUGGGCUGGCAUAUGAUCUGAGAAUUCAACUACCUGUUGUUCCAGUCAGUUACAACACAGCUUAAAAAUGCCAAAGUCCUACCCCUAACUUGCUAAAACCCAAAGAUCCCAAGUGCUUGAAAAGAAACACAGAUUUCCACCAAGGUGAAAUUGUGUGCCAGUGCAAUUCUGUAUUUGAACUGUUAUGGCUCCAGAUUACUAGGACUGCAUCUCUCAGAGCUUUCCCAGUCUUACUGGAUGCUGGCAACUCUCAGAAAAAAGAGUUCUAUUGUCACUUGGGCAUUUUACAUUUUAAAUUAUAGCUGUGAAACGUAUUCCUGAUGUAACUGAUGUGAAUGGAGUUACACUAGGGAUCAUUUUAGUUCCACUAAUGUAGUUCAGAUGAAUUCGUAUUGACAUACAUUUCAGCUAAAAAUAAUGCAAAAUGAGAUAUUUUGAUAUUUCAGGUUCACUUGCAGUGUGAGAAACUUAGGAGGAGUUCCAUUAAAAUUCAUGGGAUUGCAGCAGCAUCAGAUCAGAUCUCAAAUAUAGGCUGAUACUUAACUGUACUGGUACUUAUUUAAAGAUAUUCAUAAAUCUUAAGUGCCAAGGCAAGACUUAUAAAGAGAGAGUUUUGCCAGCUGAAGUAUUGGUUUUAGUGCCUGACUUCAGGGAUCCAUAAUUUUUUUUAUUACAGUCAUGGGGUUUUCUGAAGUUUCAUUGAUUCCUUGAAAAUUUCAUCCUGGAUGCCAAAACUCAGAUCAAAAGAAAUGUUGAGUCACCCUGUUAAGGAGUUCUUGGCAAAGUUUUUAGUGCUCAGUUAAGCUUGCUCAGUAUCAUUCCACAAGAGUCCAAUCCCAUUUGAUGGA